Messenger RNA from Rhipicephalus sanguineus (brown dog tick), 859 nucleotides. RefSeq lists its product as uncharacterized. The record is from RefSeq and is a predicted model, not a curated record. NCBI's taxonomy places the organism in Eukaryota, Metazoa, Arthropoda, Arachnida, Ixodida, Ixodidae. The transcript is spliced from 2 exons. Bases 47 to 745 code for a protein of 232 amino acids.
AAUAAACGCCAGUUCUCAUAGCCCAUGUAACAUCGACCAGGUUUCGAUGAGCACGCGGACAUUCACGUGCGAGUUAGAUGCAAGUCCUAACUGCCCAUCAAACGUGAAGUGCCUCCGCGUCGACCUGUGCACGGACGGCGACGCACACGAGUGGCUCGCCAGCUACAGUAGGACAACAAACACGACAUGGAUCGUCGACAGGGAAACCCGAAAUCCAAAGAGGAUGGUGUUUCACAAGAAAUGGAAAUGCCAGCACAGUAGCCACAACAAGACCGCUGGCCUGAACGCUACAAACUGUCCGGCAUUUGUGGACAUCAAGAUCAAGGCCGUGACGAAGAGCACGAAAAGGAACGAUUCCUUUUUGAAGAGGGAGCAUCCUCUGUGCGCCAUCGUCCAGCUAAUGGAGGACCACAAUCACCAGCUGAACUGCGCUGAUGGACUGCGCCGUUUACGGAGCUCCUCUGACACCCGGUCCACUUUUCACAGUUAUUUUAAAGAUGGCCUUGCACCUGCUGAGGCCCUUCACCUUCACCAGCAGAAACUUGCUGUUGAAGAUGAUGGUGUCGAACAACUGGCGAAUGGUGCACUCAAUCCUUCUGCAAACACUGUGUACCACUGGUUUAGGGUGUGGCGCAAGGAUCACUAUGGUGAUGCAGUGGACCCACUAAGCAAGCUGGAGGAAAAGGCACCGUUGUACCAUCAAAAUGGUGCGUUGCAGCUCCUUGUAGAAUCUACUUCCUUUUAAAGCUUCUAGAGAUGCUGAUAUUGCUGUUCCAAAAGUAAUUGCCUCACUUUACUGUUGUCUGUUCCAGUCAUUGUGUGCAUGUUACACAUAACCGAGAUGCAAAGUCGAAUCAAC